UCAGCUCAGUUGUAUUUCAGUCGUGGUUCCGUAAUGUUGCUUUUGCUUCUAUUUCUGUCACUAACUUCCGCUCUGGACCCGACCUCCAAUAACGCCCUGUACCAGUGUGGAGUUCGUCGCCGCAUCGGUGUCCAGCUUAUUGAACGAGGAUGGGUAGCCGAGCUGGGCCAGUGGCCGUGGCACGCAGCCCUGUUUCACGUGUCCAGCAACGGGUCUAGCAGCUAUGCCUGCGGUGGAACUCUGUUGGAUCAACGCCACGUCCUGACAUCGGCCCACUGUGUCACAACCAAACGGAGGAAGAACAUCGUCCCGAUAAGUGGUUCGAAGCUCGUGAUUCAUCUCGGGCAGUACGAUCUUCGGGAGAUAACGGGAGUUCAGCUGCGCAAUGUCAGCGAAGUACACAUUCACGAAGAGUACUCGACGAACCGAAAUGAUAUCGCGGUGCUCGUGCUGAGCUCGGACGUUGAGUACUCGGAUUUUGUGAUACCAAUCUGCCUGGAUAAUCGCGUUGAUCCGGAUCUUACCAAGCUCGUCGGUCAACGAGGAUCCGUCGCCGGAUGGGGACUAACGGAGAAUCAAACAGUGUCGCAAUUGUUGAGGACGGCACAGAUGCCCGUCGUUAGCCACGUGGAGUGCGUUCAGGCAGAUCCAACACUGUUUGGUCGAUAUUUGGACCGCGGGAUGUUCUGUGCAGGAGAGCGGAACGGCACUAGCGUUUGCAACGGUGAUAGCGGAGGUGGAUUCUACAUUAGCGAGGGUGAUCGCUGGGUCUUGAGGGGAGUUGUAUCGUUUUCCGGGGUUGACGAAAAUCGGCAGUGUGAUACGGCGCAAUACGCUGGGUUCGCGAAUGUGCAUAACUAUCUUGAAUGGAUUCGAAACGUAACGGGUUCUAGAGGUGGUGCAGCUGAUAAGCUGAAUGUUCCAAGGCGAAUAAGUGAAAUUGAGUGUGACAAGUAUAAAGAACUGGCUGGUAAACGAGGCAAUGGGAUUUGUUUGAACUCCAGACAGCCGCAUAAUGUUGCUUUAAUCUACGAAGAAGAGAUUUGGGGAGUUUGCUCCGGUGCCCUAAUCAGCGAUCAAUUUAUCUUGACAGCGUGCAGUUGUAUGAAAAAUAUGAAACCCGUCAGUGCACGUAUCGGACAAUUUCUGAACAUCAAAAUAGCGAAAAUUGUUUGUCACCCACAAAAAGGAGACUUCGUUAAUGACGUAGCUCUGAUCAAACUGGAGUCAAAGGUAGAGUUUGCAGCAUCGGUCAUUCCAGCCUGUUUGGCCAACGAUUGGACCGAGAAUCUGUACGACACUUUGCUUCUCACUGGGUUCAAGGAGGAUUUCCGCGUCUACGAAGAUGUUUCAGGAUUCGGAAAACGACCGAAAAUCACCGAGCUUGUAGAAUCGGUAGACAAUCUGAUCAUCACCAAGGAAGAGUGCCGGAACAGGACUCAGGAUACAGGUAGAACCGAGAGAAUCACCGAUUCCCAGCUGUGCGUUUACAGUCCUGGUCAAGAGAUCCUUCACGCUUAUGACUCUAAUGGUUUGGCUGGGGGCGCACUCCAGACAUACAAUUCUCGUACUUGCAUCUACUCAAUUUUGGGAAUAUGUGCAGAUUCUUACACCGCGCAAUCGGUGACGAUCUACUCACGAGUAGCGCGAUUCCUUGAUUGGAUCGAACCAAUUGUUUGGGCGACCCAACUGAGUCCGAGGAUGAGGACGGUACUCCGCCAGAGUACGAAAGAAACGAACUCUCGCCUUACUCCUACGGGUCCGAUCAGGAAGAACACCGUCGUGGUAGACACUAGUGAAUUCAAGGACAUCUCAAUAGCCGAAUUUCGAAAACUUUUCGAGGAACUGCGACUCAAUCUUUCAGCGGUAAAAUCCGUUCAGCCGCACACGUUGCGUAACGUUGUGCUGAUUGAGAUGAUUACCUCGGAGCAUGCGGAAGAUUUAGCAAGAAACCACAACAUGAAACACACCGUGAUGGUCAACAAUCAAACGAUUCAGAUUCCCGUGUAUUUGGACGGUGAAGGGGCUACAAUCGUAAGAGUGACCAAUCUCGCGCCCCGGAUGUCCAACGACUGCAUCGUGGAGUUUUUAGCAAACUUUGGAGAAGUGGUGGCAAUAAAGGAUGAAGUCUGGGGUGGACAACUGGCAGGUAUUACCAAUGGCAAACGGAACGUUCAGAUGAAGCUUUCCUAUCACAUUCCACAGAGGAGCUCCAGCGGAUCCGAAAUGAGCGACUCGGAUGCCCAGCUCCUCUACCAGGAGCAGCUUCGCCAGGAACGACUGCGGCAGGAGCAGCUCCAGCAGGAACAACUACGCCAAGAGCAGCUCCGGCAAGAACAGCUCCGGCAGGAACAGCUGCGCCAAGAACAGCUGCAGGAACAGCGCCGGCAGGAACAGCUGCAGGAACAGCGCCGGCAGGAACAACUCCAGCAGGAACAACUCCGUCAAGAACAACUCCGCCAGCAGCAGCUGCAGAAUCCUGAUCCGAUGAUCCGGAUGAUGGGGAUGUUCGAGCAGCUGGUAGCUUCGGUGCAGCAGACUGUCCAGCAGCAGCAACAGUUCAUGGAGCGGUUUUCAAGAAGCGCAACCCAGCCACCUCCAAACCCGGAACAGAUCAUCGACUCGCUUGCUGGGAACAUCAAGGACUUCCGGUACGACGCCGACAACAGCGUAACCUUCGCGGCGUGGUACUCCCGGUACGACGAUCUGUUCGCCCAAGACGCUGCCCGUCUGCAGGAUGACGCCAAGGUCCGGCUAUUGCUGCGAAAGCUCGGCCUUCCCGAGCACGAACGAUACGUGAGUUUCAUACUCCCCGCCGUCCCCAAGGACUUCAGCUUCGCCGACACCGUUGACACGCUCAAGAGCCUCUUCGGUGCGAAGGAAUCGGUCGUGAGCAGGCGCUAUCGGUGCCUCCAAAUCUCGAAGCAGCCAACCGAGGAUCACGUCUCGUACGCCUGCAGAGUGAACAAGCUUUGCGUCGAAUUCGACCUAGGCAAACUCACCCAAGAUGAGUUCAAAUGCCUUGUUUACGUUUGCGGAUUGAAGUCGGGGAGCGACGCCGAAAUCCGUACGCGACUUCUUUCCAAGAUCGAGGAGAACACUAACGUCACACUGCAGCAGCUGUCAGACGAGUGUCAGCGUCUACUAAACCUACAGCAUGACAACGCCAUGAUCGAGACGCCGUCAACCUCCGACGUAAACAAAGUCGAGCAACGAUUCGAACGCAACAAAAGCAACAGGCGCGACCGAGAUCAACAACCUUACGCUGCCGGCAAGUCCAAAAGCAAGCCGCCGCGUCCGUGUUGGUUUUGUGGAGCGGACCACUACGUCCGCGACUGCACCUUCCGAAACCACAAGUGCGCCGAUUGCGGAGUCACCGGACAUCGCGAGGGCUAUUGCAGUUCUGCCAAGCCGCUGAAACCCUUCAAACGAGGAGGCCCGAGGGACUCGGUCAGCAGUAACGUGGUGGUUAUCAACGAGUGCACGGUACAGAAGCGACGGAGAUUCGUUUCGGUUGAUUUCGGCGGGACACCGAUCCGGCUUCAACUGGACACAGCAUCCGACAUCACCGUGAUCAGCAAGGAACUGUGGAACGAAGUUGGCUGCCCAAGGUUAUCACCCUCCGUUCGCGCUAAAACAGCUUCUGGGACGGAAUUGUCGCUGAACGGCGAGUUCCGCUGCGACAUCACCAUCGCCGGAAGCACCCGCAACGAGCUGAUCCGCGUAACCGAGAAACCACUCCAGCUGCUUGGCUCGGAUCUUGUGGACAGCUUUGGGCUAGCAUCCAUCCCGAUGGACAGCUACUGCUGCAACGUAUCCAGCGUUCCCGACCCGGCGCCGGCACUCAAGUCGGCCUUCCCCAAGGUGUUCAGCAAAAACCUCGGCUUGUGCACCAAAACAAAGGUGAAGUUGGAGCUGAAAGAAAACUGCCGACCGGUUUUCUGUCCCAAACGUCCGGUGGCCUACGCGAUGCACAUAACUGACGAUUUGUUAUCACAUUUAUGCUUGGAGUUCUUCUUCGUCUCAGCUCAGCUCUCCCCACAGUUGCAUUUCAAUCGUGAUUUCGGAAUGUUGCUCGUGCUACUAUUUCUGUCACUGACCUCCGCUCUGGACCCGACCUCCAAUAACGCCCUGUACCAGUGUGGAGUUCGUCGCCGCAUUGGUGUCCAGCUUAUUGAACGAGGAUGGGUAGCCGAGCUGGGCCAAUGGCCGUGGCACGCAGCCCUGUUUCACGUGUCCAGCAACGGGUCUAGCAGCUAUGCCUGCGGUGGAACUCUGUUGGAUCAACGCCACGUCCUGACAUCGGCGCACUGUGUCACAACCAAACGGAGGAAGAACAUCGUCCCGAUAAGUGGUUCGAAGCUCGUGAUUCAUCUCGGGCAGUACGAUCUGCGGGAGAUAACGGAAGUUCAGCUGCGCAAUGUCAGCGAAGUACACAUUCACGAAGAGUACUCGACGAACCGAAAUGAUAUCGCGGUGCUCGUGCUGAGCUCGGACGUUGAGUACUCGGACUUUGUGAUACCAAUCUGCCUGGAUAAUCGCGUUGACCCGGAUCUUACCAAGCUCGUCGGUCAACGAGGAUCCGUCGCCGGAUGGGGACUAACGGAGAAUCAUACAGUGGCGCAGUUGUUGCGGACGGCACAGAUGCCCGUCGUUAGUCACGUGGAGUGCGUUCAGGCGGAUCCAACACUGUUUGGUCGAUAUUUGGACCGCGGGAUGUUCUGUGCAGGAGAGCGGAACGGCACUAGCGUUUGCAACGGUGAUAGCGGAGGUGGAUUCUACAUUAGCGAGGGUGAUCGCUGGGUCUUGAGGGGAGUGGUAUCGUUUUCCGGGGUUGACGAAAAUCGGCAGUGUGAUACGGCGCAAUACGCUGGGUUCGCGAAUGUGCAUAACUAUUUGGGUUGGAUAAAGGAUGUAACGGGGUCCAGAGGUGGUGCCGCUGAUAAGCUUGAUAUUCCAAGGAGAAGAAGUGAAAUUGAGUGUAAAAGGUAUAAAGAACUGGCUGCUAAACGAAGCAAUGGUAUUUGCUUGAACUCCAGACAGCCGCAUAAUGUUGCUCUCAUCUACGAGAAUUCCUGGGGAGUUUGCUCCGGAGCACUCAUUAGCGAUGAAUAUAUCUUGACAGCGUGCAGUUGUAUGAAAAGAAUGAAACCCGUCAGUGCACGUAUCGGACAAUUUCUGAACAUCAAAAUAGCGAAAAUUGUUUGUCACCCACAACACGAAGACUUUGUUAACGACGUUGCACUGAUCAAACUCAAGUCAAAGGUAGAGUUUGCAGCAUCGGUCAUACCAGCCUGUUUGGCCAACGAUUGGACCGAGAAUCUGUACGACACUCUGCUUCUCACUGGGUUCAAGGAGGACUUCCGCGUCUACGAAGAUAUUCCAGGAUUCGGAGAACGACCGAAAAUCACCGAGGUUGUAGAAUCGGUAGACAAUCUGAUCAUCACCAAAGAAGAGUGCCGGAACAGGACUCAGGAUACAGGUAGAACCGAGAGAAUCACCGAUUCCCAGUUGUGUGUUUACAGUCCUGGUCACGAGAUCCUUCAUGCAUAUGGCUCCAAUGGUUUAGCCGGGGGCGCACUCCAGACGUACAAUUCCCGCACUUGCAUGUACUCGAUUUUGGGAAUAUGUGCAGACUCUUACACCGCGCAAUCGGUGACGAUCUACUCGCGAAUAGCGCGAUUUAUUGACUGGAUCGAACCAAUCGUGUGGGCUGUUGGCGACCCAACCGAGUCCGAGGAUGAGGACGGUACACCGCCAGAGUACGAAGGAAACGAACUCUCGCUAGGUUCGUCCACGGAAGAUACUUGCACGUACAAGUUCGACCCAAACCAGCUAACUCCUACGGGUCCGAUCAGGAAGAACACCGUCGUGGUAGACAUCAGCAAAUUCAUGGACAACUCACAAGCCGACGUGCGGAAACUUUUCGAGGAACUGCAACUCAACCUUUCAACGGUGAAAUCCAUUCAGCCGCACACGUUGCGUAACGUUGUACUGAUUGAGAUGAUUACCGCGGAGCAUGCGGAAGAUUUAGCAAGAAACCACAACAUGAAACACACCGUGAUGGUCAAAAAUCAAACGAUUCAGAUUCCGGUAUAUAUGGACGGUGAAGGGACUACAAUCGUUAGAGUGACCAAUCUUGCGCCCCGGAUGUCCAACGACUGCAUCGUGGAGUUUUUGGCAAACUUUGGAGAAGUGGUGGCAAUAAAGGAUGAAGUCUGGGGUGGACAACUGGCAGGUAUUACCAAUGGCAAACGGAACGUUCAGAUGAAGCUUUCCUAUCACAUUCCACAGUGGGUUUUGAUCAACGGAGAAGUUGGCUCGGUUUCGUACCAGGGACAGUUACCACAUCUUUUGUAGAACCCUCAGUGAAAAACUAUUGCACUAUUUGAAUCAACAUGAAUAAACAUUUAUUUUCACUACUUUUC
Culex quinquefasciatus (southern house mosquito) is the source of this 6428-nucleotide messenger RNA. RefSeq lists its product as uncharacterized. Gene Ontology annotation, molecular function: serine-type endopeptidase activity. Bases 34 to 6360 code for a protein of 2108 amino acids. Lineage: Eukaryota; Metazoa; Arthropoda; Insecta; Diptera; Culicidae. Gene Ontology annotation, biological process: proteolysis. The transcript has 10 exons. The record is from RefSeq and is a predicted model, not a curated record.